AAACAACAUUGAAUCGAACCACUGAAAUUGUAUUAAUGACCCUCUCAUAACUUGAAGUCUUCUAGUUUUUCGAAAAGUUUUGGAAGAAAAAGUUUUCAAAUGAUGUAAGGUAUAGUUCAAAAUAUUUACUUUGAGAUCUCUACGACACCGAGGAGCUCCUUCGCAAAAAGAGGAACGUCACGCCAUGUGAGUUAAGUUUGGAUUAAUAUCUGCGAAAGAAACGCAUUUCAUUUCCUUCCCAGAUUACUCGAACAAUCUCAUCCUAGAAAUACAUGACAAGAGCUUGCGUCACUUUUUCAUCUUUUUUCUUCAUUAUUCAACAUACAAGAUUGCGAUUAGUUCACACGAAUAAUUUUCCUUAUGAUAAAUGCUAUGCAUAGUUUAAAAUUUAAUUAGCCUACAUGAUCAAGUAAAAUCGAGGAGAAUUCUAAUGUUUUUAGUUUUGGAUCAUUAUUGAUUUCUUCUUACAGUACCCUGGCUGUGGCACAUAUUUUUGUAGCUUGAGUAGUACUGGAUUUCACACAAGAUGUCAGAAAACGUGGAGGAAUUUCCACUUGGACCUCCUCCUUCCUAUGAAAUUACACAGAAAGUGAACAAUAACACCGACUUGGAAAAGAAAGAUAUCGUCAAUCAUUUUAUUGAAAUUUCCGACUAUUUUGAAUUUGAGGAUCCUCCACCAUACAAGGAAAAAGAAUCCUCGAGAGUUUGUGAAGACACCAGUGGAUUCCAGUUUGUCUUUCCACUUAUAACACGUCCUUGGAAAAGAUUCUUCACUGUAUGUCUGAGAGGCCAGUGCAAUCUUGCUCCUGAAAAUUUUGGCCAGAACAUGACAUACUAUCAGCUGAAUUAUUCGUGGAUUUUGUUGAUUGUUGUUAUUGUUGCUGUCGUAGUGUAAGUAUAAUAUAAGCUGGACACCUUUACCCAGCCUCUGUAUGUAAAUUUAUGUUUAAGUUUGUGACCUCAGUUUUCUUCGUUUUCAGGAGGAAAAGUGACUAAAACUGUGAGAGCCUUAAUACAAAAGUUUGAAAAGGCAAUAAAUCACAUUUUGCAAUGGUUUACCAGGAUGAUAACCCAUGCAUGAUGUGGGGAGUAUUUAGAAAAAUUUUGUAAAUCAUGGGCCAAAAAUUGAUUUCAUGAAAUCAGUAUGGGCUUACCAGUAUGAGAAAGGUUGCUUUUUUGACCAAUCAGAGUGCAUGAAGAUUGAAUCUUGGCGAGGUCUGGAGUCUGGCAUGAGUGUAUAAUGAUAUGUGAAACAAGAAUGGUGAUUUAUUUUUUUGAUGUCUUGUCAACUGUUUAACUAUCAUGUUCUCAGGACUGAUUCAGAGGAUUUGAACUUUUGCGUUCUUUGGACAAGUUUUUCAGUCCUUCUGAUCUACGUGCUAAACAUGGUUGGGUUCUGCCCCAUCACUUUGUUAGGUAAGCACAACUGCUGUCCCAAAACUCCGAAAGUGAUAACCAAACUGCAAUCAUCAUUGUUGUUGUCAUUGAUAUUGUCAUUAUCAUCUAUUGUUAUUAUAAUAAACAAGUAGGCACAUAGGUCCUUACAUAUUGAUACUAAUGAUAAUACCCAGUUCAGCUGCUCCAAUCUGUUCCUUAAAACAAGUCAGAAUUGAAGAAAUUAUUUGUGAACUUUAUUUCAAUAAAUUUUCUUCAAAGUUGGAGAAUUCUUUCGGGGAAGGGGGGGGGGCUUUUUUAGCUAUGUCCACAGAUGCAUAUAACUUGGCUAAAUUUAUACAAAUUCUUUUGUUGGCACCUAAUUAAUGAUACAUGUUAUUGUUGUGCAUUUACACAUAUCCAUCCUAGUGGGCUUUUCAAAAAAAAAAAUUUUACUCUUUUCAUUUAUGUUGUUCAUGUGUAGAUUAAAGGCCUGAACUUACAGGAGAAUAUGUUUGUGAAGAUAUGAAUAAAGUUGUGUUGAAUGAUUUACAUGGAUGUGAAGUCGAAGUAUCAUUCUUUUCAUUUUUAGUAAUUUUUGUUCAACUGUAUUUCAGGUCAGAAGCUGUCCCUUUCAGAACAGUUAACAGCUCUGGUCAUGUUUCAACUUCCUUUCUAUGGUUUGCUUUCAGGAGCUGUACCUUUAAUAUUUUAUAUUGGUAAGAUCCACUGUCAUUUUAUUUUUUAAACUUCUUUUUUUUGUGGUUUAUUUAUUUUUCACCCCCUAUUACUUAACCCUUUAACUCCCAAGAUCUGAUUCUCAAUUCUCCCCUCUAGCUGCUACAUAUUUCCUUGUUAAUAAGUUAUGAGAAUUUGGUGUUGGGUCAAGAUAACAACUCCUACCUGAUACAUUUGAGUAUUCUCAUUACCUGUUUGCUGGAUAGGGCAUAGAUAUUGUAGGGAGAAGUUACUUGUUAAUCACUUCCGGGAGUUAAAGGGUUAAAUGGUGUACACAGUGCAGUGGUAAAUUAAUUAUAGUGUUCCUGGUCCUAGCCUUCGCCUGCAGCUUAUGUGUCAUGGAUUAGGACACUAAGCUAGUAGGCACAAAAGAGAGAGGGAGAAAGUAGGUUGAGUUCUUGAAAUCACUUGUGGUAACACAGGCUUUUCUAGGGUCAAGGGAGUAAGUUUUUUAAAGAGGCUGUGCUUCUGGGUCAUGGGGGGGGGGGUGGGUAGCACAAGGUAAUUUGGUUUUAUCAAAUAAGUUGAUAAAUAAUGUAAAUUGGCCACUGGAAGGAGUUUACAAAGUUGACAUUUCAAGUUCAAGUAUCAGAGCAAGUAGAGGAUUUGUGAGUUGUUGUAGCUAUUUACUCUGACAGAAGGCUAAUGCUUGAAACUUCAGCUUUACAAACUCUUUACAGUAGCCAAUUUACCUUAUUUUAUUUAUCAACUCAGUUUAUAAAUUAAAACAAAUUGUCUUGUAGAGUCAGCCUGCUAAAUCCUCUCAGACUUGACUUCCCUUAAAUGUAUUGUUUUAACCCUGACCUUAUGCAGGUUUAAAGGCAGAAUUUUUAUACUCCAUACACCAGCCAUAUUUUUGUCUCUUUGUUUAAAUUUUUAUAUUUGUCUUUGUUAGUGUAGGUGUAGAUUUCUAUGUCACUCUUAACAGUCAGUAUUUUUUUUUUCAGCUCCAUUUGCCUUUGUGUGGUUAUCUCAUAUUUUUCUUUGUGUGGGUGUAGAUUUCUAUAUCACUCUUAACCAUCAGUAUUUUUUUUUCCAGCUCCAUUUGCCUUUUUUGUGAUGAUCCAUGCAUGUUUGACACCAGUGAACAAGGCUGUUACAUGGAUUAGCAAAAUUCACCACAUCUGAAUGGAGAGUUGUGGAAAAUUCAGCUUUCUUUUGACUUAAGCAAUAAAUGAGGGAAUUCUUUUUUUUGCACCCAGGUAGAAAAUUAAACAUGGUGCAAGUAUGGGAAGGGAUAUUUGCAGUAGUGAGGGUGUUCAAGGUGUUUUAAUCAAACCUAUACCUUUAAUAUUAUUUAUCAUAAUUUUUUUAAUAGAUGUAGGAUAAUUUAUUUUAAUUUUUAAGGUGUUGCUAAGUUAUAGAUAUAUAUAAGAGCACUGAUCUGUAUUAUGGUAAGUUAGCUGUAAGUUUGGACAUCUCUUUCCCUGCUUAUUCCUUUGUGUGUUUGAGUAUCAAGAAAUCUGAAAAUUUUUUGGGAAUUUGUUGUUGUUGUUGUUGUGAUGGACUAACCUUGGAAAGAAGAAGUGUUAGUAGUAUAAAAAUUUAGAAGAGAGGGAGAUUUGAGCUCAAAAUUACUUGCAAUUAAAAGUACAAUACACUUGAUAAUUCUGCACAAAAAAUUUUUGACUACUAAUAUGAUUUAAUUUGAAAACAGUAAUUGUUGUUAUUUUAAAUUCCUCUGUAAUUAUUCAAAGAUAACUGCAUAGAUAUUUCAUAGGACAAAAUUUUCAAUAUCUCUGUGGAGCACUCACUAGAGACACUAUGUCCAAAGUUGGAUACUAAGUAAUUGAUCAGACUGAUAUACUUAUUUCUGACAAACUUAGAAAUAAUGUAAGCAAGGUUGAUCUUUGUUGGAAGAAAUCACUUAAAACAAACUCAGGGUGUUUUGGUAGUCAUAAAGUGAAGUAUUUUAAGUACUAUGCGCCCGUUGCAUACAGUUAUACAUACUGGUAGCCUUGACAAGAGAAUUAUCUUGUUGAUAAUGAUUGACAUUCAGUUUGUGAUUCAUUUUCACUUAACCCUUUAACUCCCAGAAGUGAUUAACAUGUAAUUUCUCCCUAAAAUAUCCAUAUAUUAUUUAGCAAACAGGUAAUGAAAAUACUCAAACAUAUUGGGUACAAGUUGUUAUCUUGAUCUAACAUUAAAUUCUCAUAACUAAUUUACAAGGAAAUGUUUAGCAGCUGGAUGGGAGAAUUAAUUAUAUCAUAUUAUCUCAUAUCAUGUUGGCUGAAACUGAGCCAAACUCAAUUGAGUUAAUGAAUUGUGAAAUAUGCAAUAAUUUGGUAAAAUGCUCUCUUCUAAAUGGGAAGGUGCAUGUGAUCAACAUCUUAAUAAAGAUGUGAAAUCCAGACUCAGGUCCUACUACUUUUUCUCCUCUGAGCUUCUAAACCACUGAGAAAUCUUGCAUUAUAAGGGUGUUAAGGAUAUAUAGGUUACAUAAGAUCUUCAAUAAGCUGUUUCUUUUGAACUGGGAUUUCCAGCAGGUACUCAAUGAAGGAUAGAGUUGUGAUGUACCUUACAAAGUCAGAUGAGUGCAGGGUGUCUCUCAAUCAUGCUCAAGGUUAUUUGAGUAUUCUGUGCAGAUUAAUUUUUACUGGGUUUUCAUUUGAGCUGUGGUUCUCCCAGUUAACCUUCUCAAACCCUUGCAAACUUUUAACAAAAAGAAUUUUGAUCUGUGUGAUUUUAAUUUUGUUGACUAAUAACAAGUUGUUAAGCAGGAUACAAACAGCUGAGUAAGAUGAUAAUGUAUUCCUUCACGCCUUCAGUUAGCAAUACUGACCCACAUAGUUUGACUAUUUCACCACCCCCCCCCAUCCCCCCACUCCCCACCCCGGUGAAUAGAGGUCAUUACCUGAGCUUCCCGUGGUGUUUUAAAAGGGUUUUUCGAGGAGAAAGGCAUUUUCCUGAAUAAAAGGAGACGAAGGUAGAGGUAAUGACAAUCCUGCUAUUUGAAAAAACGAAAAAUAGUGAAAGGCUUCAGGAUACGAGCCAGCGUAUCAAAUAUUUCUUUCAGCGGAGGCCCCCGUGAAUAUAGAACGCGACACGCAUAUCCAAUAUGGCGGUCUUUUUCUAGUGGAGAAUUGUUUUAUCUCACAUGUGAGUAUAGGUAAUUUGGCGUCAUAUUUUGGACACUGACCGGUAUAACGACCUAAAAGAGUUAAAGCCAUCUCUGUUUAGAGGGGUAAUGCAUUGUGGAUGGUCACACUGAGCGUGCGGAUUCGCUUUGGGCACCACAGAAACUUGUGUUUGAAUACAGUUACCGCCAGCGAGUUCCCGCUAUCGAAGCAUCUAUUGUUCGCUAAAUGUCACGUUGUGGGAUUCUUGGAGGGUUGGCUUGUACACUCGAUUAAGAGGAUAAGAUAUUUUCAUGGAUUAUCAUGAGUGAUCAAGGAACCAGUGAACAAGCCAUCAAUGGACCUAAAUGCAUUGAAAUUCCACGAGGCUGGAGCCGGAUUCUUGAAAAUGGUUCCAUUUUGUACAUCAGGUAUGUCGUAUUUGUGGCUUUUUCAUCCACUGUCUUUUUUCUGCGUGUGAAUCGAUGAAAGAUUAACUUCAUCUGAGCAGUAGCCUAAACUUGGUUAAUUUCACUCAUCCUGUGAACUGUCAAUGGAAUCUCUUUAUUAUUAUUAUUAUUUGACGGCGCUCUGUCGGAGCAUAAUAAACAAAUUGAAUUUCAGCAAAUACAGUCUGAAAGUCUUACAGUAAACCAAAAUCUGAUUCCACAAAACUUUUUUCUUCGGCGUUUCUACGUUGAAUUUACUUCUGCCGGCCCUCAAGUAUCUGUUGCGAUCGAUAUAUUUUUGUUCGCAAAUUUUCACACACCGAAUGUUCCUUUUUUGCAUUGUAGGGUUUCUAUGAUAUUUUUUUUAUUGCCGUGGCUUUAUUCAAACAUUCCUCUCGAACGCGGUGCUUGAUAUUUCUAACUAAUCGAUCUGAUUUGAGAAUGAAGUUUGAAUGAAAGAUAAUUUUUUUUCUGUAAAUAGGAUCACGUAUAAGAGAAAAACUUAGUUAUUUGAGUUUUGAUAAAAAGUUGAAAAGCAGGCAAUUUAUUUUAACAUGUGGAAAUGGUAUAUGUUGAGAAGAAAAGGAAUAUUUGUUUUCUUAAUCAUGCCAAUUGUAGUAUUGGAAGGCCUUACAAACCCUUAUUUUACAUAUUAAAGCAUAGCCUCUCCUACUAGAAUAGUCCUUGGCACAUAGGAAUAUUACCUUUUACUUGACCAUCCUAGUAUUUACUAAUAGAAAAUAACAAUAUAACAUUUAUUGCACACCAUCACAAAAAUAUGAAACACACAAGGAAACACUUUUCCUGAUUUUUGCCUGACUAAAUAUACAUGUUCAGUAUUGUCAAACUAGGGAAAUGGGACUGGGGGUUAACCAGAUUCUGAGACAAAUAUAUGAAAAUGGGACAAAGAUUGUGCUGAUCUGAGUUGUAAUUCACCUCUCUGACAAACAAUUUAUAUGUAAAACAGCACUGGAUUAUAAAUAUAUCGUAUUAGAUGUUUUGGUGCAUAGUAUCACUGAGUAUUGUUACAAGUUGUGCUGUAUUUUGACUUGCCCAACAGGCUUGUGAAAAUACAAAUAACAAGUGAAAAUACUCAGCAAUACAACACACCAAAAUGUCCAGUAAGUUAUUUAUCAUCCAACUGCUUUUUUUCUGCUAAGCCUUUCUACUCAUUUCUCACAAGGCUGGAAAAGCAAAGUGGAUAGAAAAGUGUAGCGUACAAAGUGGACUGGUUAAACAUAGUUUUUACAGUAAAAAAUAACCAACUGCACAAUGUUGCAGGAUAUUUGUACUCUAUUUGCAAAUUAUUUGUACUCUACUUUGCACAGUUGGAUAAUAAUCUGUUUAAUUAGCAGGAUUGGGAAAAAUGGUUAAAAAUUUGUCACUGAACUCUUGCCGUGAUGUGUUUGUUUUAUGAUUGCUAUUUCCAUUUCAAGGCCAGAACUAUGUGGUCAUUAAGGCAGACAUGGAAACUACAAUUAUUGCUUUUAUUGAAAAGUGAAAAAACUGCAUUAAGAACAUCUGUCAAAAAAAGUCAUUUUCAUAGGUGCUUGACCUUCAAAUUAUAAUAUCUAAUUAAAGUAAUUUUCACUUUUGGUGAAUCUUUGUAUUUAUGUAUCUGUAAAUUGAUAGAGUAUUCAUUUAAUUUUUUUUUCUUAAAUGAGUUUCCAUCAAUCAUUUCUGAAAUAUCAAGCCCAGUUUGUCAGUCACAAUUAAUGUCAAUUUCCAAUAAUGGACUUUCCUCUGCUAAUGUUAUUACAGCUUGCUUUAAUCACUGGAAAUCCAUUUAAAAUGAUAUUUGACUUUUAAGGUUGUGUAGCGGUAAAAUUGAAAGGUAUAUUCAUGGUCUGUUUGUGUUAAAAAAUAAGCACUAUUAUUGUAAUGAUUACAUUUUACUGUUUUCUGAGAAAAGUAUUUUGUUCCUGUUAGGCCAGUGAAAAAUGUAGUGAAAGGUGACAGAGUGCAAUAGAAGUUAUGAAGUCCAUUCUUUAAGUGUCUAUGAAAAACACUAGGAAAGGUGUUAUCUUAUUGUCCUAUUUCCUCUAGAAAUCGUUAGAGGAGAAUUUCUGCAUUUUCUUGUGCAGUAAUUUUUGUGGGAAUAGAAAAAGUGUAAAAUAUUUGUUUAAACUGGCUCUGCAUUUGAAUUUCUCAGAUUGCAUUUAGAUUUUCAAAAAAUCAUAGCAUAUUAAAUACACAAAUGUUAAAAAAAUUUCCACCUGAUCAUCACUGAAUUUUUUAUAAAGAAGCUUAUUUUCCUUUAGACUGAUUUUAAUAUGUUUAACUGAAUUAACUUUAAGUUUUUAUUAUCUUGCCAUUUUUUUUUUAAACAAUACAUACACAUGAACAUCUUUUCUAUUUAUUUCCUCACAUUGUUUAAGUAAAUUUACUCACUUCACUAAAACUUCAAGACCUUUUGGGUACUCAGCUAACAGUAACUAUUAGCACCCUAACAUCUGUGUGUAAGUUCAAUAUGCGUUCUCUAUAUAUUUCCGAUAUUACUUAACAGGAGAAUUUGACUCAAAGUCAAGAGCUUCUUGAGUUCACAAUCCCUUCCUUCCUUUAUUCUCAUGACCUUAAUGUUUGAUUCAGGGGUGAAACUGUUAUUUUGCUGAUAUUUCUGAAGUUCAAGGAAAUAUUUUGCAAAGAGCCAACAGAAAUAUACUUCCAGAAAAAUUGGCAAAGAAUAUUUUUACUAAUAAUUUCAUUGCUCUUCAGUCCAAACAACAGCCGAUUGAGGUCCUUAGAAAAUGUGAUUGAGUAUCUCAAGACAGAUGGAACCUGUAAAUGUGGACUGGAGUGUCCCUUUUUCAUUCACAAAGUGUUCAACUUUGAUGCAAGAAUUCCAAGCAAGCCUAUUCUAGUGAACAGCAGAGCAGAACCUUUGCAAUCAGGGUGCAAACACUGUGUUAUUGACUAUUUGGAUGUUUCAAACAACCUUCAGCAGUCAUCAGAAGCCACAGGAAAUGAAGCUAGUGAUGCCAAACUGUCAGGAUUUUCAGCAGUGGCCCCUAAAAGAGGUAUUGUAUGUGAACAUUGAUAGGCAAAAAUGCUGUAGAAAAACUAUGAUAGUUUACAGGUAAUUUAGAGUUAACAACUGAGUUGAAAAUGCAAAUUGGCCAUCGUAACGCUCUGACAAAGGGCUAACACUCAAAACAUCAGCUUUUUUACUCUUUAUGGUGGCCAAUUUACAUUUUCAACUUAGUUGUUAACACUAAAUUACCUGCUAUACUCUCCCACCGAUGCAGUACCACAGUUUCUUUGGAAACUUACCCCCUUUAUAUGAUAGUUUACAGUUUAUUUCAAGUGUACUGUGUAUUUUGACUGAGUGUCAUUAAAUUUGAGGAAAAGUGAUAAUCUUUUUGUUACUUGCCAUGAUGGCCCUUUUGGUUGCCUCUUUAAGUAUUGCUUUAAAUAAAUACGCUGUCAAUCCUGUUAUCAAUUUAUUAGCCAUUUUGCUGUGUCAUGUGUUUCAAGCUUUUCUUUUCUUUCCUCUUUCUCUCCUCCUUGUUUCUUAGUCACCAGUAUGUGGGUGAUUAACCCUUUAACUCCCACAAGUGAUUAACAUCUAACUUCUCCCAGCAAUAUCCAUACAUUAUCCAGCCAACAGGUAAUGAGAAUAUUCAAACAUAUCAAUUAGAAGUUGUUGUCUUGAUCUAACACCAAAUUCUUGUAACUAAUUUAAAAGGAAAUAUGUAAUAGCUGGAGGGGGGAAUUGACUAUCAGAUCUUGGGAGUUAAAGGGUUAACACACAGAUUUUAAACCUUUUACUUUGUAACUAAUCUUGACUUUGUUGUGAUGGUAUUGUUUUCAGGUCCAGGAAGACCUCGCAAUCCCUUAUCCAAGUCACGGAGAGUUGCUGUACUAAAGCAUGACCUUGACAGAUCAACCUCACCACUCCACAACAUUCCUCUUCCUGUUCCAAGCUCCAUUGCCAAUAGUCCUGUCCAGAGUGUUCCAGCCAACAUUGCAGUUGAACAGGGCCCCUUGCCAAGCUUUGCGACUAUUGUGAGCAGUUCAAAACUCUUUAACCCAGGAGCAGGCCUGGGGAAUACUAAGUUGGUGAGUAGUACUGUAACAAGUGUGGUAAACGGCUCUCCUAUAGCAGCAGUGACAGCACAUCCAUCAAAGACAGCCACUACAACAGCUAGUGUUAACUCAGCUCCAAGCCACAGUGUCUCAGCAACUACAUCAGCUGUUACUACUUUGGCUACAAUGGGACAGACUGUAAUGGAAGUUACUAAAACUACAGCCUCUGUUGCAACCACAGUAGUUGUCAGUCAUCAGCACACAGCAGUUGCUGCAGCAUCACAACCGAUUAGAGACCAAACAGAAAAUACUCUGCCAAAGAGUACUAGUUCUUUGAUCUUUGGUGCAGCAAAUACUCCCUCAACCAAUUUGCCAUCCAAUAGUAAGGAACCUAGCAGGUUAACAAUAUCAAGUUCAGUGGCAUCAGUGGUGUCCACAAGCACAACAACAAUUUCAACUGGCACACAGGGUGUAAAGUCAGUUGCCAAUAUUAAUAAACUUCCUGAUGUCAAAGCUACACCCAAAGUGUCUGCUCCACGUACCAGCAAAGCAACGAAAUCUUAUGGACCAAGAAAAACAGUUGCAGCGACUCUCAAAGCUGCUGCUGCUGCGAAGGCAUCCAAUCCCUCAGCUGAUGCCGCAAAACCUGGUGUUAGUGACCUUAUUCAACGAACAUAUCAAACGACUUCUACUGCCGCUGCUUCUGGUCCCUCUUCUGAGAAGAAGCUAGCAGCCAGUAAUGCAUCGAAAUCUCCCGCACUGUCUACACCAAGUGUCGCAACUACUGUUCAAGCACCAGCGUUAUUCCAUAGUGUGCUUAAAGAUGCAAUAAUGAAUGAACAAGGUAGCGCUGUUACUUCAACUUCACCAAGUACAACUACUACUGUAAAAAAUAUUACCAGCACAACAAAUGCUGCACUCAAUCACAGCUCAAGAGGAUCUCAGUCUACGAGUAGUGCUUCCUCUCGUAGUAAGUCUGCAGCAAACAAGGAAACAACCCAAGUGACAACGGCUUUGCUUCAUGGCGUCCAAGUGAGUCAUUUACCACCAAGUGUGUCCCAGAAGGUACCAGCUCACAGGCCUUCGCCACAACUGCCAGGAUACCCCAUUUCGUCAGGUGCCUUUGGCAACCAAGCGCCACUUGCAACAACAAGUCAACAGCAGAAUGUUACAGCUGCCACCAUGGCUCAAAGUUCGGCUCAAACAUCAGCUCCUGUGAGCAUCUAUGGACAGGCGCAGCAUACAGCUGGCUCGUCUCAAAUACCAUCCUUGCAGAUCACAGCAUCGCAAGCUCAGGGAGGUGUUUUCUUUCAAGGCAACGGAAAUCAAGUAUUCCAAAUGAAUGUGGAUUCAAGCCAGCUGAAGGGCGCUUAUCAACUUCAUGGAGCACUUUACCAAGGAGCUAUUCCAGCGACAUUUCUUGCUACAACUAAUGUGAACAAGGCUGCAUCAUCUAAUACACCAGGAGGGAUCCCUCAUACGAUGUACCCCACGAACCCCUAUAUGCUUGGCAUUGUGAUGCCCGCUGCCUUAACGCAAUCUAUGCCAAACCAGCCUGGUCAAUCCGCACCAACAACAGCAACGUCUCCAUCAGCAACAGCUGCUGCGGCUGCGGCUGUUGCUGCGGCAACCCCAGUAGCGUCGUACUCUUACAAUAAUCAAAAUGCAGCAAUCGCUGCAGCAUUUGAGUCAUUUGUUCCCAUUGCACCAGCUGCGUCUCCAAGGUUUUCCCAAACUCUGGCUCAUUUAGCAAGUGCGUACACCCCAUUUUUGCCUAGGGGUGCUGUGCAAGGCAACGCCCCAGUGCAAUUUGCUGCACAAAGGAUGUUAUCGAUGGGAACGAUGCAUCCUCAAUCAGGUGGAAACGGUCAAAUGGGGCAGACAGUUCUUAAUCUUGGAGAUUACACCGUUAAAUAUCCACUAAAUACAGCGAAACCUGGAUCAUACGGUACACAAUCACCCUCUGUUAGUAGCGUAAGUCAAGCUAACACUCAUCAACAACAGACAGCUGUCGUUGCUGCAAUGCCAUAUGUCGCGUUCGGCCAAGUCAACCAUCCUCGCUUUCCGUUUUCUGUGAAUUUUGCGGCGCCAAGUGCCAGUACAACUCCGUCCGUGACAUCAUCUUCGCCGUCACCAGCUUGUAGUUUCGUCACAUCUGCCACUACACCUCAUCAAUAUGGGGCCUGUAGUAGCUCAGAUUCCCACGCUGUGCCCGGGUAUGUGGCGAUGCCGUUUAGCACCAGCUCAGGAAGUACAACUCACUCUUCUUCAGCUCCCACCCCACAUCCUGGCAGUGCAUUCUCUCCUCCCUCCAGUCAUACGGCUACAAGCCACAGUAGUCAAAGGAUGGAUGUAUCAGGACCUGCUCCACACCUAUCUUCAUGGUGUGGAACUAAAAGUUUAACUGGAGCAACAAAUCAACGAAGAUGCAGUACUCCUGAGAGUACAAGCACAGGGGCUUGCAGUGUGGCUAAUUCAAGUGCUUUUUCUGUUCCAUCAAGCAGAAGUAGCUGUAUGGAAGUCAGUACUUCGUCUGUGACUGCGCCCAAAACACCAAGUUUCAGCCCGUCGCCCAGGCUUCCUGGAGUUACGUCUCCCUUGAACUCACCACUGACUAUGCUUCCUCCUAAUCAGGGGGUAUCUGCUUGCCGCGCGUCACCAAAGAGUGAUUCAUCCCUCUCAAGCGGUAGAAGCAAUGUAGAAAGCGUUCCGUCUCGUUGUCAAUCGUUAAGUGUGAAUGAAAGUCACCCGACGAAAACGUCUUCAUCUGAUACUUCUUGCGCUCCUAAGAGAGCUUCUUAUAGUGACUCUAGUGAUCAAUCCAAAAAGGCGAAAUAUGAUGAGUCAGCGUAUUAUGAAGCAUAUCCGCUACUGGGUCUGAAGAGAUCUUGUGAGGCUAUAGAAGCGUAUUGCAGCCCAGAGAGAGACGAUGAGGAGGAGGAGGACAAUGAAAUAGGUGAUCGUACGGUGUCAAAAAACGAUUCACCUUCCCCUGUAAACCACCAAUCAGGGGAAGAAAAUGUAACCAGCAAAAAAUGUAGCAACUUAAACAACGAAAACGGCAGCAGAGGUAAGUUAUACUCCUGCCACCAUUUACCAGAGAUGGUUUCUAAGAGAACUCUGAGUAUCGGUCGUACCCUUAAACCUCAGAAGUUAGGGCGAGAUUUUUUUCUAUUUUUCCUUUUUAUUUUUUACGAAAUUAAUACUUUAUUCAGCAAGCAAGCGAUAUGGUGAUUUAAUGCUAAAUUCUCUCAACUAAACUAGUUGGAAAGUGUUAGAAGCUUGGGUGGAGAAUUGCAGACCAGAUCCUGUGGUCAGAGGGCCUAAAUCCGGGUUUUCCCACAUUGGGAGAUAUGAGACGAAAUACAAUUUGGUCAUUGUUCAGCCUCUAUAUUAAGUAAACUGCUGUUCAUUUGAUAUAAUUUGAUAAAGUUCACUUCAUAGCACACUUUUUUGCAGGAUUAGCAAACAGCGACAAUGAACCAGUCAGCGACAAGCGCCAGUCUCACUCGGUGUAUAACGGAGACGUUUCAGCCAAUCAAAAAGAGAGAUCACGAGACCAAAGUGGUGAGAAUAAGCAAAUAGUAGACGACGUAGAAAACUACGUUUGAAUAGGAGGAAACCUGGAAAUAAAAUCUAGGAAGUGAAGAUAUUGUAGUGAGGGAGAAAGUAACUUAAAAAGGAACAAGGAAGGUUGUGAUGGAUAAGAUAAGCUUGAAUUUUUAAGUGUCAAGUUGGAGAAUUUCAGAGAGUAUCCGAGGUGCUUAUCUGCUUGUUACAUGUGCAGGUGCUCUACGGAAUUGCCAGUAACGCGCACGCGCGCAAGAGAGAGAGAGAGAGAGAAUGUGUGUGUGUCUUAAUUGCUUGCUUCCAAUGCAGGAUAUGUGAUGGGGCAACCGUAGUACCAAACAAAAGUUCAUGGGUUCGUCUGUGGUCAUGAGCAUCACGAAUUUUGAUUUCCCGAGUAACUAACUCAAAAACAUCAUCUUUCUUUCCUUUUAACUUUCCAGUACAAAUGGUCACUGACAACGCGUUUCCUAAUGUCAAGACGAAUCCCUUGUCAUCUAACACGCCCAAUAACCAAGAAUGUCUGCGCGGGCCUUCCGUACCCAUUACAAGACCCCAGUUUGAUAUCGGUGAUAUUGUAUGGGCACAGGCGAGGGGACUGCCAUCUUGGCCGGGCAAGGUCGUGGAUGCAAGCGAGGUUGGGAAAGGAAGACCUGAUGAUGGAAAGGUAUCUGGAAAGUAUUUCUUUUCGUAAGUUGACGUGAAGUGUCAAGUUGAUCAUUGAGUUGAUGCCGAAAUGACUACAUUUUCUAUAUCAUUCACUGUAAAUUUACGCUCGCAUUCUUGAGAGAAUGCGGCAGAAUGCAAAUUACGAGUUAGUCCAAGAUUCCAAACUCUCGCUUACCUUUUCAUGAAAAUUUUGAUUUUUCUAUGAAAGUUGUUUCAGCUUGAGGUGAUAACACUCGUUGGGUCCCUUAACAGAGAAAUGUUUUUGUCUCUUAUCUUAGCAUUUUACGAUAAUUCAAUCUCAUAUGGCCUUUAUACCAACUGUGUUUUAAGUGGACUGAAAUUUGAUGAAACUGGAUGAACAACGAGUCUUUUAGAUAGUUCCAACGACGGACAGCAUGCCUCGUCUUUCCCGGUUUUUGCAAUAUGAGGUGACCAAUAAAUUUGCUACUCGCUCUAGAGUCCAGUCCACCACAGGUUUCGCUCGAUCACUUGUUGGUUUCUCAAACAAUUCACACUCCUGAUCAGAAUGGAGAGAGGCACUGGUUCAUACUUCUGGCCAGGGUGGUGAGAGGUAUUUCCCAAGAACAAAUUAUAGUCACCUCGGCCAGUUAUAACGGUCGGACAGCUUGUUCUAGUUUUCAGGCCACCGCAUCUCGCAAAAUUUACGAUGUGAUAUAAUGUAUUUGUACCUGUCAUAUUUCAGCGGUGGGUGAUGUGGUUUGGUGACCAUACAUUCAGUCAAGUUGAAGUGGAUAGACUCAAGACUCUCUCUGAAGGACUUAGAACACUCGACGACAAAGCUCGCAAGAAAAAGUACAAGUAAGUGACGUUCGUAGAUAAGUUACCCAAGAACAACCCGAGUGUGCGCCAAUUGAUGAGCGAACGUUUCCGAACUUGCGCGUGAAUUGAAUAACCUCUCAGGACCUUUCUAGCGCUGUAUUAUUUUAGUUGUCUGAUGUAAAGUUCUAUACAUUUUAGGGCUAAGAAGGCAAGAAUUGGGUUGGAACAAGCAAUUAGUGAGGCUUUAGAGGCUCUCGAUGUGGUGAGUGGAAUACAACCUGAGACAAGCUGUAUAUGUUUGAAUUUUUUUUUUUUCUUUUCUUUUAGAAAUGGCUGGUGAUAAUUUUCUGUGGUUUGAAUUUAAGCGUUUCUUUUAAUUAUAUGCUUUCUGUGUUUUUUGAAUUUAGAGGGAACGUCUUCGAGGUAGGCAAGGUGAGUUAACCUCGUCUCAAUAACUCUUUUUUCGAUGAAACUUAGGAAUUCUAAUUCGUACUCGACAGCAGCCGGUGAACUGCCGAGUAAACACACGGAGAUCAACUUUUUGUUGUAAGUGUUUGCUCGAAUUCUUGACACAUAGCGGCGCGUCCAAUACGGGGUCAUGUCAUGUGUCAUGAAUAAAGGAAAAAACUGAAAUUACAAAUAAAAUUUUAACCUGGCCAGUUCUGAAUUUGUAUAAAUAUGUUAACUUAUCUAUCUCGCGAGUAAGCUACAAUAUACCAAACUUUUAUAUGACAGGCAUCGUGUGUGUACUGCGAGAUUCAGCGAUGUCGAUAACUUCCCGUGGUCGCUUGGUCGUUGAAGCAAUUUUUACGUAACGUUAGAUCUUAUUUGUUAAGUCUUGUUGUUUUCUAAUGGUCUUUUGUUUUUUUUUGUUUUUUUUUAGCUUCCAGAUCGAAAGCCAAAAAGAAACGCCUUAGAUGACGACGCAAGCAGCAAUUGAAUCGUAUUUGAAUUCUUUUUAAGUGGGUCUCGUAGAAUUUGUGCUUAUAUUAUAGACAAGUAGUAAUAUAUUACUGGUACUAAACCAAACACGCAAGCUAAGUACACAGGAAGUUAGUGGUUAUGAAGUACUCAUUUACUACAAAUAACUUUUUAUCUUUAGAGCCAAUUUUUUGAGCAGGAAGAGAAACAGAACCUUUUCUCCUUAAUGAGUUUCUUAGCAAUUAAUCCUAAUUCUGCAAUCUUUUAUAGACUUAAAAAACGCAGGAAAACUUAAUUGACAUGUAAUAAUUUCAAUCAGGGCCAUGUGUAUAAGUAUCUUUAAAAAAAUUGAAGCAAAAACGUGCAGCCGACCCUAUGUCAUUUAAUUGGCUAAGGGGACGAUGGUCACAGUAUGAUAUGCGUAUUCUGCUAACCAGUAACUCACGGUUAGAAAACUGGGUCGAGUACUCGAAGUCGAGGCUUUAAUCUAUAAGGCAAACAAACUCUUCUUUUGUGGUUUGACAUGUGUCUUCUG
Molecule: messenger RNA, 16115 nt
Organism: Pocillopora meandrina
Lineage: Eukaryota; Metazoa; Cnidaria; Anthozoa; Scleractinia; Pocilloporidae
Source: the annotation of a GenBank genome assembly